Triticum urartu is the source of this 1343-nucleotide messenger RNA. RefSeq names its product Transducin/WD40 repeat-like superfamily protein (gene WDR5A). Lineage: Eukaryota; Viridiplantae; Streptophyta; Magnoliopsida; Poales; Poaceae. The record is from RefSeq and is a predicted model, not a curated record. Gene Ontology annotation, cellular component: Set1C/COMPASS complex. Gene Ontology annotation, molecular function: histone binding.
GCCGUGGUUCCCCAACUCAACAGACCACCGCACCGCGCCGCAGCGUCGCCAAAGGGGAGGAAUUACAAAACCCCAAACCCUUUUUCUUUCUGGUUCGCGGCAAUGGCGGCGCCGGAUGCAGACGAGACCCCGGCCUCCCCGGGGUACGCCCUCCGCGCGACCCUCGCCGGCCACCGCCGCGCCGUCUCCGCCGUCAAGUUCUCCCCCGACGGCCGCCUCCUCGCCUCCGCCUCCGCCGACAAGCUCCUCCGCGUCUGGUCCUCGGCGGACCUCUCCCUCGUCGCCGAGCUCGAGGGCCACGAGGAGGGCGUCUCCGAUCUCUCCUUCUCCCCCGACGGCCGCCUCCUCGCCUCCGCCUCCGACGACCGCACCGUCCGCAUCUGGGACCUGGGCGCCGGCGGCGGCGCCCGCCUCGUCAAGACCCUGGCCGGCCACACCAACUACGCCUUCUGCGUCGCCUUCAGCCCCCACGGCAACGUGCUCGCGUCGGGGUCCUUCGACGAGACGGUGCGCGUCUGGGAGGUCAGGUCUGGCCGGAGCCUCCGCGUGCUGCCCGCCCACUCCGAGCCCGUCACCGCCGUCGAUUUCGACCGGGACGGGGCCAUGAUUGUGUCGGGAAGCUACGACGGGCUCUGCCGCAUCUGGGACGCAGCCACCGGGCACUGCGUCAAGACCCUCAUCGAUGACGAGAGCCCGCCCGUGUCCUACUCCAAGUUCUCCCCCAAUGGCAAGUUUGUGCUUGCAUCCACCCUUGAUAGCACCCUGAGGCUCUGGAAUUUUUCGGCUGGGAAGUUUUUGAAGACGUACACUGGCCAUGUGAACACAAAAUACUGCAUUCCGGCAGCAUUUUCUAUCACCAACGGCAAGUACAUUGUGAGUGGCUCGGAAGACAAGUGUGUCUACAUGUGGGAUCUUCAGUCGAGGAAGAUUGUGCAGAAACUGGAAGGGCAUACCGACACGGUCAUUGCUGUGUCAUGCCACCCUAAGGAGAACAUGAUUGCAUCAGGAGCUCUUGACAACGACAAGACGGUGAAAGUUUGGGUUCAAAAGGACGGAGACCAACGAGAUGGGUAAGCCAGCUUAUUUUCUUGGUUGUCAUGUGACCUGACUGAUGAUGGUAGCCAGGUUAUUUACUUGGCUCCCUGAGUAAUUAUAGAUUGCUGCAGUGGAGAAUGCGAUGCUCCUGGGCUGUGUAUUUUCGUCUUGUGUUGCCUUCGCUGCUGUGCGAUUUGUAGUGAAAUUAAACUGUUCCAGAGAGCCGUUAAUGGGAUGGUUGUAUGGAAGGCUGGACAGAGGCAAUGCUUAAACUUUGUUUAACUGGAAAAAACAAUGCUUGAAGUUCA